AUGACCAAGCGCACAAAGAAGGUCGGUGUGACCGGUAAAUACGGUACCCGUUACGGUGCUUCCCUGCGUAAGCAGGUGAAGAAGAUGGAAAUCACCCAGCACGCCAAGUACACCUGCACUUUCUGCGGCAAGACCACCGUCCGUCGUCACUCUACCGGUAUCUGGAACUGCAAGGGCUGCAAGCGCACCAUCGCUGGCGGUGCCUACGUUGUUGCCACCCCCGCCGCCGCUGCCAUGCGCUCAACUCUGCGACGAUUGAGGGAGAUUGCUGAAGUAUAA
Messenger RNA from Pochonia chlamydosporia 170, 279 nucleotides. RefSeq names its product 60S ribosomal protein L37a. Gene Ontology annotation, molecular function: structural constituent of ribosome. NCBI's taxonomy places the organism in Eukaryota, Fungi, Ascomycota, Sordariomycetes, Hypocreales, Clavicipitaceae. Gene Ontology annotation, cellular component: ribosome. The record is from RefSeq and is a predicted model, not a curated record. The coding region runs from base 1 to 279 and encodes 92 amino acids. Gene Ontology annotation, biological process: translation. The transcript is spliced from 4 exons.